Messenger RNA from Porites evermanni, 7744 nucleotides. Lineage: Eukaryota; Metazoa; Cnidaria; Anthozoa; Scleractinia; Poritidae. The record is from the annotation of a GenBank genome assembly.
AUGUCCGAUCCACCUCAUGUUGCCAUAACAAUAGCAAACUCGAUAUUUAUUAUCACCUGCACUGUGGGAAACUGUCUCGUAUGCGCCGUAGUGCUGAGAAAUCGAGACAUGAGGUACAGAAACCAAUUCAAAUUAGUCUAUAUUCAUAUAGCUAUUUUUGGCUGAGUUCGACGUUCGAUGGAUUACAGUAAAAGCCUGCAACCAAAAACCUAUUUUUUAAGAACCUGUUAGGCUAAAAUUUGCCAGUUAGGCCCCCUCUAUACAAGAACAUGUUUACUCUAAAAUUUAAAACAGAGGUUCCACUAAAAGCUCAAAGCAUUUUUUUCUUCAGAAAAUAAGAAAAACCUAACUAGCCAUUUAGGCAAACUUGAGAAUAAGCACAGUGGGUGAUCAGGUUCUUAGUUACGGAUUUUACUGAAGUAAAUUGCUGUGUAAAGUGCGUUCAAGAAAUAUUUCAGGGGAGAGUUGGAUUUUUAAGCAAAGGUCGCUUAUAAACUGUUUUUUUUUUUUUUUGCUGUGGUGGAGGUUGUGAGCUUGCCUUUGAUUAAGCUCGAAAUAACUAUUUAUUCGCCACAUUUCGAUGAAAAACUAAAAUGGAACACGCUCCAACUAAAAACAGAAACGAGAGCGGCAAGAAAAUAAAUAGGUCUAAUUUAUUAGCAAAAAACAACUUUAACUCUCCAUGUUCAGCACAUUUUUUUGUACAUUUCUGUACCACGCUUUAUGGAGGACGUUAACAAGCGACGACAAAGUUUUCUUUCUGUUAUAAACUUUCUGAACUUAAAUAUGGAGUUCUUGGGGUCAUUCUACUCCACAUUUGACAUAGCAAGUUAGCUAGAAAAAUCGGGAUGAAGGCUGAAAAAACGCGAAUUCUUAUUUUAAGGUGGCUCCACUGGAUUUUUUUGAGGGGAUACCUCUCGAGUUUGAGCAUCAACUACGUCGCCAUGAGUAAAGAUAUGGGAAAAAGAUUACCACAACUGUAUUAUAUAAAGAUGAAAAUUUCUUAUGAUCUGGGUUUUAUUGCAAUCGGAGUCGCCAUGGCAACGUAACAACGCCAUUACGUUUUUUAUUUAUCUUUGUGUUUCUCUGAACCAAGAGUUUUUUUAAGAAAUCACUUCAGGGAGUUUAUACCUAGCCAAUUAUUGCAAAGUUUGAACAAAUUCUAUGAGAGCGUUUUCGAGAUAUUUUGAAACGAAGUUUCAAGCAUUAUAAAAACAGUGAAAUAGCAUGCUAUCCAAUGCUAUCCACACAAUUAGCUAAUUCUUUAAGAAAAUGAUAAGCUUUGGAAACGCGGCUUCAUCUCAUAGUGGUUUGAUUUCAUUGAAAACUGCGUACAAGAAAAGAGGGGAAUUGCUCCGGGCGAUCGCUAGUAAGAAGAAUUUUAUUAACUUGCAUUCAGCUGCUUUUGUUACAGUUUUUUCACGUAAUUUGGUAAACGCCUACAAAUUUCGCAUUUUUCAAAAAACCGCCCGAUAAAUUUUUUUAUAAAUUUUGCAAUUCCGAGAUCAAUCGUCUAUAAAUAUACCCUGCAAGUCUUAAGAACAUUGUAAACAGAGAAGGAUUGGGCCUCAAAUAUAACCAAUUUCCCCCCCCAUAUUUUGUGUUUACAACGAGCGUCCUCAUUAUUCACUGGCAUUGUUUCCAACAAUGUUUUUUUCCAUUGUUUUUGUGCCUCGGGUAAUUUUCAACAAUGGCUGGAGCGACGAAAAUGCGAAAGGAUUGGCUUCGGUCAGGAAAAUCGCCAUAUUUUACACUGUUCUUUUCGUUUCAACUUAAUUUUUUAAGUUUAGUUUAGCAAAACAACAACUCUGCACGUGCAUCACUGCACGCUUGACGACGUGAAAAUGCCUAAUUUCACGUUCUAUAGAGGACGUAAAUACAAGAAAACGACUUUCUUUUUCUUUUCUCGAACUGCGAUACGGUCUUUAGGAUUCAACUCCAGAAAAAAGUGCCAACAUUCGACGAAUUGAACAAGAUGGAUAUAAUCGCUACAAAGUUUUCUUGUAACCGUCGCCGUCGUUGUUGCUUAUAAGCUUUUAUGAGACUUUUCUGAUCUUUUCUGGAGCUAAGUUAAGCGCGAAAUUUCUCAAGGUCCAAAGUGCACUUCCCAGAACUGGCAGUCUGCUGUGAUUGGUCUUCGUUUUUUUCCGCUCAAAUCAGCAGACGUUAGUGGGGCAGGAACGCGUGACGAACCCCUAAGAACGUCUGCGUGGAAGGCUACUGCAGCGCGCGUCUGUCGGACAUGAAGAUCUGGGAUAUAAUAGCGCUGCGCACAGAUGACGUCACAAAAACGUGACCCCCACCGACACUCAGACAAACAUUGGCCAUCUCUGCUAGAGGUCGCAAGAACGCUUUAUGGAAGCGCCCAGUUUGCGAUCAGUUCUGCUCGCCGUUUAAGCGUUUUUAGGAGCGUUCCAGUUUCGAAAUUUGAGGAACGUCCAGGGAAAUAUAAUUCGAGAUUCGAAUAUGCUCAAGCUCGGGGAAUUCUUCCACUACAAGACCAAACCUGUUUUAGAAUUGCUUGGCGUUUGCGAAAAAACAUCAAAUGUGUCAGGGAGGUUUAGAUGAUAAUUUUUCUGGAUAUCCUGAAAACUGACUCAGUGCGUCACGCCGGUGAAGUGUUGAAAGCAAUGAGAAUUAACAAAAUGCCCAAGGUCGACGAUUGAGUCUACCUCAAACCAUGGGCAAUGUUUGAAAUCGCUUGAGGUUUCUAAGCAGUUUAUGUUUUUAGAAGAAGAAGCAGAAGCAGUUUAUGUUUUUAGAAGAAUUAAAUCGGAGAAUUCGUGAAAAUGGGAUAAAUUUAACACUGUCAUGUAUCUACCUCUUUCAAAACAUUUCCCGGCUGCCUGAUCACUGCCACAAAACACAGCGUACUUCGCUUUCUUUCCGUAUUUCUCUCAUUUAUUUAGUGGCUCAGACCACUUUUUCAGGGAUCCUUGAGUCCCUCUCACAUUCUUCCCAGCUGCAACGCUUGUUGUUUACUAUAUCCCGAUAAAAAUACACAAAAAAAACAAUGUUUGGACUCAACACUAGGUAAACGCGCAUACAAAGCCUUUGAGUGAGAAGCAAAGUUUGCCGAGUCAUGCGGGGGGUCUUUUCAGACGUGGACUAUUUUUAGAAUUUGUGCGCAGCGCUAUUGAAAACAGCGCAGCAAUCGUUCACGGCUUCAGCAAGCCGCGGACAACGUUUGAGUGUAUCUAUACAAACAUUUUCACCUCCAAGGUAAGCCGCAGCUAGGAUAAGCCCAGCCCAAAACUCCUCGGCCAGGAUAAGCCACGGCAAGACCUAGCCGUGGGUUAAAUAAGCGGGUGUUUACACGAGAAAACUCGCACCGGCGCGAGUUUCAUACCAAAAUGACUUUUUAAUUUCGUAUCGCGUUUACAUGAUGACUGCGUCAUUUCCGUAUCUCGCUAUUUGAAGGUACACUUCAUGUUGAUAAAAUACACGCGUACCGGAGAGAGAUUCUCGCCCCGGUACAACAACCGAGGUGAAAUCACGCUGGGGUGACUCGCGCUGGCAUGACAUUUUGUGGUGGUAUCAUGUAACUAAAUGUAGAGCCAUGAGAGGGAACGGGAGUGACCUCGGUCCAGCGCGAAAGUCGCCCCGGUGUCAUGUAAACACCCCAUAAGCCGUGAACGUAAAUUUUGUACCAUUUAUUACUGGGUGUUGGCGUCUUAUGUUGCCCGCGGCCAGAGAAAGCUGCAGCUUAUUUUAUCGCCUAUUAACGUCCUUAUUGUGAACUGUACCUUAUCCCGCAGGAUUCCUUUCAACUAUCUACUUGUAAACCUAGCAGCAGCAGAUAUCUCUUACGCGAUAUUUGAGGUACCCAAUAUCAUUUUACGCCACCAUGUUUACCAUCCUGAGGGCCUUGCUGGCACAUUAUUAUGUACAACGCUGACAGGAACGAACUUAUCGUGGGUUGGUGGCCGUGCCUCCAUGAUCACUCUGCUUGUCAUCGCCAUUGAAAGGUAUUUUGCAGUGGUUCAUCCUCAUGGAAACAAAGGAAAACUUACAAAUCGCAAACUCAAGGUUUGUGAUAUUCAAAUAUAUCAUUACGAUUGUCAUUGUCUCGUCAACGACCGCUAACUUUUUUUGGCGUCGUUAUAAUUCUGCACUGUUCUGAACCUUUUAGCAGCGAUAAAUGAUCCUGAAGCAUGGUUUGAACUAUGUUUUAGCCUUGUGGUAUACUUGAUGUACUCCUAAAGUCAGGGUAUACGCGGAACUUUUAGUUACAAUAAGGAGCCAUUCAUAUAGUAAAUAAAAAACUACCAGCAAUAAAUGCUAUUCCAAGAUUAAGUAGAUAAGUCCGAACCCGUUCUAGUCCGGGAAAAGAUCACCGUUGGGGUUGAUUCUCAUCAGCGACCACCACCCGUAGCGACCACUAUUAAAAUCACUGGAGCAUUCUGUGUUCUCUAUUGCGGGAGGUUCGAAUGGAGGCUCGCACUCGGAAAACCAGUGUGACGAGGGAAAACGUGAUUGACUAGUCGGGAAGUUCAGGCUUAAGCAACUUCCAAGGCCUGCGUGAUUUGGACAGAGUCUCCUUUUCUCCACAAGAAAACAAGGAAGGCUCUGCUUGCAGGUUGAGAAAAGGAGUCGAUCCAUAGGCAACACCCUGGGGUUCUUACAACUUUUUAUACGAGUAGGCUCCGCCCCGAGCUCCGAUUAAUUACUUAGCUCCUCUGAUAUCCUUCAAACUGAAGAAAAGAUUAUUCCUUCCGUUUAAAUUCCAUUGAAAAAUAGCACUACUUUCGCAUACAGUAAACAAGAACCGAUGGCAUCACUUUUCUAAAGUCCAUGAGCAAUAUCUCACAGGAGAACGCGAACCCCAAGCAUCACCUUCUUAGCCCCAGUUGCAUGUCACUAGAAUUAAAGUAUUAAUUAAGAGAUCAGACCUGAAAAAAAAAAACAAACAAAAAAGUGGUUAUAACCGGGCUACGUAACAUGUCGGCAAGUGGCGACCAGAGAGCUCUGCCAUUAAUUUUACGAAGAAAUAUUACACAACACAUGCACUGACACGGCUUCAUUCGCUCUGGUAAGACAUCGCGAUCUACUUAACAAUUAUUCCACGAGUGCGCGUUGGAUAUAAAAUGAUAGAUAGCCGAAGAGGCGCGUAGCGCCGAGUUGGCUAUAAUCAUCUCAUAUCCAACAAGCGCGAGUGGAAUCAUUGUUUUAUUAGAAACGCGCACAAAAUAUCGAAAAUUCUUCCCGACUUUAUUUGUGAAAACAACCGAUUUUCAGAUUGUUUUUAAUUUUUAGCAGACGCGUACAGUUACCAUAUUUCGAGAGCAUGGUAUAAUGGCUCAUAUACCAUGAUGGCUAAGCCAAUCAGAGCCCUAGAUUGCAUUAUCCAAUGAUUCAGUUUUUAAUAAAAGUGACUAGCUACACCAUGAAACAAAACUUUGCUACAAAAUUAUCACAUUGUAACGGCUAAUCAGACCUAACCAUUGUACAUACUUGUUUUAGGUUAUUAUUCCCGGCAUUUGGAUCAUCGCUUUUAUUUAUAGACUCCCAUCUGCGAAGAAAACUUAUGUUGCCACUUCCCAACGCUGCGUUUCCUCAUUGCCUACAGAGACUAAAGAGUCCAUUGAUAUUGCUUUUCGUGUCCUUAAGUUCAUUCUCAUAGCACUGUUGGUUGUGCUAUACGCCCGAGUUGUGUAUGCCUUGUGGUUCAAGCGAAGUGGUAAUGCAGUCACACAUCACCAACAGGUACUAAGCUUUCUAGACUUUCUAUAGCCUGCGAAACGCUCUCAAUGGAGAGGACCCCGAGAAGUGUGACGUUACGUUAUAUGGUAGCAAACUUUCUGGAUCACAGCAAUAGGGAGCUUAAGGAACGACGACGGCGCAGUGAGAACGGCAAAAAAAACAAUAGCUUUAUACUACAUUACAGAAACGCGCCCAUUGAAAAACGUCGCCCGUGAAAAGUGGGGUACCCAUUAGGCUUUGCGAGCAAAAACGAAGUUUCAAAGACUACCGUCGUUCUCGGUCUCUUAUGAACUUCAUAGCGGUUAACUAUUCUCACACUUUCAAGAGACAAUGCAGAAACAAUAGAAGUAGGUUGCCAUUGUUUUAAGUGUUGGAAUGUCAGUGCUUCAAGUUUAUGCAAAGAGAAGCAUUUUUCUUCCUUGUACACUAACAUAAAACCCUCGCGAAUUCGGUAGUCUCGUGCGAAUCGUUUUGAUGGCAAAACAGUUCAAGCUAAUCAGAAACCAAAUUAAUCUUCACUUAAAAACUCAUCUUCACGAAAAUCACUCGAUAAGAUUGAAUAAAAAUGUUUGCAGCGUUUAUAAAUAUUAUUAUCAGAAGCGGUAUUGUAGUUGUUUUCAAGAGACGGAUUAGAUCGCUGUUUAGGUUUGGCCGUUAAAUAUGUAGUUAUAGCGUUCUUAAAGAAAGUAUCGCUCUUAAUUUUGCCUUAUACUUUGCUAAAAUCAAUAUCUUAAAUGAAGAAUGUAAGUGAGAGUGCUUUUUGUCGAAUUUGCCCGUAAAUUUUAAGGUUUGUAAUAUUAUCCAAAACCCGUGACAAAAUGUAAACAAACUAUUAACGCAUCGGUUGCGCUCAUAUUUCAUCGAUCGAUUCGAACACCAAGAAGUUUGUAAAAGGUAAAAAUUCAUUUUAAGUCAGUGCAUUGAAUUAUUUACGGCAAAAUCAACAACAAUCAUCGAGGAUUUUUCAAUUUUGAGGCGUUUAACAGCAAAAAGUCACAUGCUAAUUCGGAGUAAAUUUAGACAGUUUUAAACAGACUGAGCUAUUGUUAGUCGCGUAAAGUUCUAUUCUUCAUCGAAGAAUAGGCAAAUGUUGCGGAUAUCUGAGCAGGAACAAUAACCAGGAAAGGGAUAUACCCAGGGGAUUUCUAGAUUGACACUAAAUUAACGUCAUUUUUCACUUAUUUGCAUUUUCACGAUCGACGUUUUUGAAUGGGCGCGUUUUGCGCGUAUUAGCAAAACCGAACAACUUUGCACGUGCAUCACGCUUUUUUUACAAGUUUCUUAACAGUCGUUGCACGAAUGAACGAAACGAAUGAAAGACUAAAUUUGUACGGUUCAGGUGUUUAAACGAGUCCGCGUAAAAUUGGAACCGUACCAGUCAAAAAUUUUGACCUAUUUCUGAUACGGUAAAAAACUUGCACGGUUGCGCGGGUCCUGUGUAAACAAAAGGCGGAUCCGUGAAAGUUCUCGUCCGCUCAAAAAUUUGUCCGGACCCGUGUAAACGGGGUCUUACCUUUAUCGGUAACACUCAGAAGUUAAUGGUCUGUAACCAGAAAAGAUUAAACAACAUACACGUUUUUUAAAUGUUUAUCUGGAUAUAUUCUCAAAAUUAUCUGAUAUGAGCAAUAUUGCAAGCUUGGGUGCCUGUUCUAAUGUAUCAUUGUUUUGUACAAUGCAGGCUGUGUUGAGGUUGCGGAAGCGAGUCACCUUGAUGGUUGUCACUGUCAGCGUCUUUUUUGCAAUUUCUUGGGGAGGAGACACUCUGUUGCACAUUUUGAAGGAUCGCUCCUUUAAGCUGAGUCCUUUAGCAAUUCCCAUUGCACACGUAAUGAUUAUGUUCAACGCUGCUGUAAAUCCUUUUGCUUACGCCCUGAUAAACGAAAGAUUCCGGCAGAAGAUGAAAGAAAUGUUCGGCAGCGGCUCACGUUCGUUGGCAGCCAAGACUUUUGUUACUUCCGAGCGUAAGCCACAGGGAAUACAGAUGGCAAACAUGUCGGUGAAGCAGAAAGAGCAGAUGAGCAAAGACAAUUUCUCAGAAUAA